CCAGGGUCUGCGGGAAUGGAUAUUCAAAAGUACAUAAAGGUUGAGAAGGUUCCUGGUGGCCAGUUGGAAGAUUCAGUGGUUCGCAAAGGAGUAAUGAUUAACAAAGAUGUUAUUGCACCUGGAAAAAUGAGAAGAAAGAUUUUCAACCAACGCAUCAUUCUUCUUGAUUGGCCUCUCCAAUAUAAGAAAGGCGAGAACCAAACAAAUGCUGAGUUGCUUAAAGAAGAAGAUUGGGGAGUCCUGCUACAAUUGGAAGAAGAAUACAUCGAGAGGCUAUGUGUGCAAAUAUUGAAGUUUAAACCAGAUGUGGUUAUCACAGGAAAGGGGCUUAGUGACUUGGCAUGCCAUUAUUUUAGCAAGGCCGGCGUCAGUGGAAUGAGGAGGUUGCGGAAAACACAUAAUAACCGAAUUGCCAAGGCUUGUGGGGCUGUAAUUGUUAACAGACCAGAUGAAUUGCAACAGUCUGAUGUUGGGACAGGCGCUGGGAUAUUUGAGGUUAAGAAAAUUGGUGAUGAGUUUUUUGCAUUCAUUGUUGAUUGCAAAGAGCCUAAAGCAUGUACUGUACUCUUGAGAGGUCCUAGUAAGGAUCUGUUAAAUGAAGUGGAAAGGAAUUUGCAGGAUGCCAUGUCUGUAGCAAGAAACAUCCUCAAGAAUCCGAAACUUGGUCCUGGUGCUGGUGCUACACAGUUAACUGUAUCUGCUACAUUGAAGCAAAAGAGUUCAUCUGUGGAAGGUAUAGAAAAGUGGCCGUAUGAAGCUGCUGCUAUAGCUUUUGAGGCUAUACCACGUACUUUGGCUCAGAAUUGCAGGGUGAAUGUGAUUAGAACAAUGACGGCGCUGCAGGGAAAGAUAUGGGAUGCCUACAACGUGAAGGCCCAGAGUUUAAAAACGGCCAUAGAAGCUGCUUGCCUACUUCUCAGAAUCGAUGACAUUGUGAGUGGGAUGAAGAAGAAGCAGCCUCCUGGUGCCAAAGCUCCUUCCAAGCCUCAAGUUGAGACAGAAGGCGAUGCAGAUAAUGAGCAAAUAAUUCCGGAGUGCUUAUCGAGAGCACGAGCCAAUAUGCCACGUAUUGAUUCAAAGCAGAGCUUAAAAAUGAAACGAAAGCUGAUAAAAAACCCUAGACACGGCCAGCUGAUGCAACUGAAAUUGGCAAAUAGCAAAGAUGACAUGAAGUCUGGGACUUCACAAGCGAGGUUGAACGAGGAUGAAGCUGUGAGGGUUGCAUACAAGCAUGGGACGCCUCUUGAAGGAGGCAAAAUUGGUGAUUCUGAGCCUGUGGAUUUAUUUUCCAGUCCUCAUCAUAUUCCAAAGUAG
This is a messenger RNA of Prunus dulcis (almond), 1314 nucleotides long. RefSeq names its product T-complex protein 1 subunit gamma-like. Gene Ontology annotation, biological process: protein folding. The transcript is spliced from 5 exons. NCBI's taxonomy places the organism in Eukaryota, Viridiplantae, Streptophyta, Magnoliopsida, Rosales, Rosaceae. The record is from RefSeq and is a predicted model, not a curated record. Gene Ontology annotation, cellular component: chaperonin-containing T-complex. Gene Ontology annotation, molecular function: ATP-dependent protein folding chaperone; ATP binding. The coding region runs from base 16 to 1314 and encodes 432 amino acids.